This is a messenger RNA of Aspergillus ibericus CBS 121593, 1090 nucleotides long. Its product is annotated as putative esterase/lipase. The record is from RefSeq and is a predicted model, not a curated record. NCBI's taxonomy places the organism in Eukaryota, Fungi, Ascomycota, Eurotiomycetes, Eurotiales, Aspergillaceae. The transcript has a single exon. Gene Ontology annotation, molecular function: hydrolase activity. Bases 159 to 1040 code for a protein of 293 amino acids.
CGUGGACCAAAACCACUGAGGGGAAAUUAGUCUCGGCACAACUCUGGUGCCUCAUGUCUCCUAUUCCACUUCUCCCACCACAUCCAUUCAUCUCUUGGUAGCUGUUUCGAUAAUUAUUGUGUUUCUUCGAGUUGAUCUUUUCAAAACGUCACCACACAAUGUUCUUCCUCGUCUACCUCUACUACAAAAUCCUCGCGGUCGUGAUCAGAACAUUCCUCGGCCCCAAACGAGAGAUCAAGGCCACGCCAGAUGACGUCUAUCAAAUUCCGUCACGCGAUGCAGAGCGGACUAUCAAAGUCCACGUCUACCGAAACGCAUCCGCAUCCACCGAGCCGACCCCUGUGCUGAUCAAUUUUCACGGAAGUGGGUUUCUGCUUCCCCUUCACGGCAGCGACGACGCAUACUGUCGUCAGAUGAGCCAUGAAACUGGCCGUACCGUCCUCGAUGUCCAGUACCGUCUAGCACCCGAGAACCCGUUUCCCGCGGCGCUCAACGAUGCCGAGGAUACUGCCAAGUGGGUUCUAGGACAGCCGGAGAAAUUCGACCUCCGCCGGGUGUCUCUCUCCGGCUUCAGCGCCGGCGGUAAUCUCUCCUUGGCAGCGGCAGCCAAUCUGUUCCCCUCGCAGACCUUUCACUCCGUUCUGGCGAUAUAUCCCGUCGUGGACUUGGAUACGGAUCCUGCCAUGAAGACUGCGCCCGAUACUUCAGGACGACCAAUCCCGGCUAGAAUGUCGAGAAUAUUUGACAGGUGCUACACGCAUGCCGCGUAUGAUACGCGGGAUCCGAGGAUCUCUCCGCUGUAUGCUAGUGCAGACCGAUUCCCUGACCGAGUCAUGAUUGUUACUGCGGCCUGUGAUAACCUGGCGCCUGAAGCGGAGGCUCUGGCGGAGAAGAUUGCCAAGGAACCCGGAAAGCUGGUGGUGCAGCAGCGGAUGCAGGGCUGCAAUCACGGCUGGGAUAAGGCUGCUCGGGCGGGGACGGUGCAGUGGGAUGCAAGAGAGAAGACGUAUGCCAUGGCGGCAGCAAUGUUGUCGAGGUAACCUUGUAUCAUAGAAGCCUUGUAAACAGCCUAUCUCAUCUACUUUUCUCC